GGUCAGCCUUUUAUUAGUCGUUUUUGCUUCUGCCAUCAUCACAUCAUUCCCCCGCCAUUGCUAUAUCCUCCGAGCAUAACUGUUCAUCAUGUCCUACGAUCAGUACAACCAGAACCCUUACCAGCAGGGACCGGCUCAGGAAAGCUCCCAUGGUUACAGCCAGACCAAUCCAUAUGCGCAAGAUGCGCCAGCCCAUGGCAACAAUCAAUAUGAGAUGCAAGAUUACUCGCAACAAGCUCCUGCUGCUGGCUCGAGUCUUUCACAACAGGAAUUCCUGAACCGCGUGCAGAGGCUUCGCGAUGAGAUUAAGGGUCUGACCACCGACAUCGAUCACAUUGGUGUGCUCCAUUCGCGAACUCUCGGCAGCACUGAUGGGUCCGCAAACCACGAGCUCGAGCAGUAUGUCUCUCAGACUCAGAUUCGCAACACUGCCAUCAAGGAUGGGAUCAAGGGACUAGAGCGCGACCUUGCAAAGACCAAUGACAGCUCUCGCACCACUAAGAACACCCAGUUGCAAUCUCUCAGGACCUUCUUCAAGUCCGAGCUCGAUAAGUACCAGAGCGUCGAGCGCGAUUAUCAGCAACGAUACCGUGAUCAGAUUGCUCGUCAGUACCGUAUCGUCAACCCCGAUGCAUCCGAGGAAGAGGUUCAAGAAGCCGCCAAUGCCGAUUGGGGUAACGAGGGUGUCUUCCAAACUGCUCUGCGAACGAACCGCACCGGACAUGCCAGCUCUGUGCUUGGUAACGUUCGCGCCCGUCACAGCGAGCUCCAGCGCAUCGAGCAGACUCUAUCCGAGCUUGCCAUCCUCUACCAGGAGCUUGCCACUAUUGUUGAGCAGCAGGAGCCCGUUGUUCAGGCCGCUGAAACAAAUGCGAUGAACACUAACGAGCACAUGAUUAAAGGUAACGAGCAAGUUGAAGUUGCCAAGAAGCACGCCCAGAACCGUCGCAAGCUCAAGUGGUGGUGCGCCCUCGUCGUCCUACUUAUUAUCAUCGCCAUUGCUGUCGGCGUUGGUGUCGGUGUCAGUGUAGCCAACAACAACAAGUAGAAGACCAGGCCGUUGUCUUCGACGCUUCUCAUUUUUUUUUUCGAGCUACGAUCCCGAUGUUAUGCUUGUUACGUGUUUUUGAUCAUAGAUAUCUCGACGACGUUUGGGCCUUGUUUUCUCUUUUCGCUCGCAAAAUCAGCGUAUACGACAUCUCUUUUUGCCGUAUACCGCAUCCCGUACUUAAUUUCUAUUCUCUCCUCGAAGCGCCCAAGCGCUGAGGCUCUCAUUCUGGCAGGCGCGUGGAGGAAACGGUUGGGGCUUUGGCCACCAGACCCGUGUGUUGUUAAUGGGGUUUUAUAGCUGUUUCUCGGGGUGGUUAUUAUCUUGGUCAUUUUUUGGCCUAGGUGUGUUUACUUAUCUUUACUUGUCUUGUAGGGUCAACUACCUACCAACUCUGCGCAAUGCAGUAAGAGGCAGGCGAACCCAUGGGAGGAGCAUUGUAUGUAUUUAUGUGGAAACAUGAUCCAGAAAAGGUUCUGGGAUACAUGAAUAAGUGAAGAGAUUCUACAA
This is a messenger RNA of Fusarium graminearum PH-1, 1558 nucleotides long. RefSeq lists its product as uncharacterized. Gene Ontology annotation, biological process: vesicle fusion; exocytosis; intracellular protein transport. Lineage: Eukaryota; Fungi; Ascomycota; Sordariomycetes; Hypocreales; Nectriaceae. Gene Ontology annotation, cellular component: endomembrane system; plasma membrane; SNARE complex. Gene Ontology annotation, molecular function: SNARE binding; SNAP receptor activity. The transcript is spliced from 3 exons. Bases 89 to 1048 code for a protein of 319 amino acids. The record is from RefSeq and is a predicted model, not a curated record.